Molecule: messenger RNA, 1013 nt
Organism: Cynara cardunculus var. scolymus (artichoke)
Lineage: Eukaryota; Viridiplantae; Streptophyta; Magnoliopsida; Asterales; Asteraceae
Product: mediator of RNA polymerase II transcription subunit 20a
Exons: 5
Coding region: 213-872 (219 amino acids)
Biological process (GO): regulation of transcription by RNA polymerase II
Cellular component (GO): mediator complex
Molecular function (GO): transcription coactivator activity
Source: RefSeq, a predicted model, not a curated record
UCAUAAGUUCAUUAGAAAUGAUCCUAUUACAAAGACGAUGGGUGCAGAAAAAUGUUUAUGUCGCCCGACCCGUAUUUGCCUAAAAAUUAGGGUUUUCCCAUACCUGAAAAUUUCAAUUAGAGGAAACCAGGUCUAUUUGAUUCCUCCAAACACUUGAUUGGAGCAUCACACAGUCUCGAUCAUCGUCAUCGCCUUUUAUCUCACUCAGAACCAUGCCUAUAAAAUGGGUUUUGCACUGGCAGCCCAAUGCAGGACAUACCGUGAGCAGUCAAAUACUGGCAGAAGUAUCUCAGUGUGUUGAGAGCAUCAAUGGUGUCAAGGAAGGAAAAUGGAAAGCUACACUCAGCUUCUACAGGCCCGUUCUUAAAGAGCAAGCAAAUGCGGCAGAAUUCCCACGUGACUUUCUGGGGAUAUCGCUACCAGAGCAGCCCAGCAAAUACUACUUUGUUUUACGAGGGCAGCGUUUAGUUCUUGAGGCAGAUUCCACAAUACAGACUAUAAUGGAGAAACUCCAGUCUUACAAAACUAGAGUGGCACUAAAUUUUGAGGGAUUUCAAUAUCAGCUUGGCGAUUUCCAGUUGAGGGUGGGUAAAGUUGUUUCCAUUCAAUCAGAAAGUUUAAGGGGAAUAGUUAUGGAGAUGGAAUACCGACCCAUUUCUUCGUGGGAGAAGUCGCAUAAAAUCAUGGGAGAGUUCUUUGACAUAUGGCAAGAAGCUCUGUCAAAAAGAUCAUUACCAGGCCAUUUUGUGCACAUGGAACCAAACUUUGGGGAGUUUGGGCUGUCUGGGCAAUACACCUUACAACACACAGCUGUUCAGUAUGCCACAAUUAUGCUUCAGAUGAUAGCUACUGCUCAAUCAGUUAGAAACUAGAAGGGUGGGAUUUCAAAUCCAGGUUCAUGUUUUCUUGGUUACAGUGAACAUUUGAGUUUGUUGUAAUUAAUUUGUAAACUGAUGGAUUAAAUACAAAUGUUAUUUACCAAGAAAAGGAAAUUUGAAUGGUAUUUAUUCCCC